GUCGGGGCGGGGCUCUAUAAGGAAGUACACGUGUGUUUAUACGGACUAGAGCUGCGGCGGAUCCCGGAAGCGGAGAAGGCGAGACAUGGCGUCGGCGACGGAGGAACCGGGCCUCGAGUGGGAUUCUUUUCUCUUGAGUCAAAUUGGUGAUCUGAUAGAGGAUAAUGAACUACAGCUAGAUGUAGAGAAUGAAACAUAUGAGAGCAACCUUUGUGAUCUUGACUUCGAUUUAGAUUUGAUGUCUUGGGACUCAGACCCAAGGGAUAUUUUAAAGCAGAUCCUACCAGAUGCAGAUUGCAAAGUGGAGCCUCUCUCACCAGCCAUUUCAACAGAUUCAGUUCCCUCUCCUUUAUCUGUGGAUUCCCCAGUUCAGCAUGUACCAGAAGAUGUAGAGUUGGGUUCACAUUCCCAACUAUCUCCUGUAUCUUUGUACAGCAGAGACUCCCCAAGUCUUACGUUAUGUGAAGAACAGAAGGAGAAGAAGCCCAUGGCCCAGACUAAGCAGCGCUCAGCAAAUAGAUCAUCAGUGACUCCAAAUCGCUGUAGCCCACUGGUUUCCAAACCCUUGAUUCAGCCCAAGCCAUGUUUGCCUGUCUUUCGGGAGUCUCUGGGUGGCCUUAGUGUCCAGGCUAAAGCCAUUGUUAUUCCAGCUCUUCCGACACUUGUGACACUGCCAAAGCAGCAACCAGUUAUUUCUAUCCAGCCAGCACCUCCUAAAGGCCAUCCAGUGAUGCUUUCUCAGUCUGCUGUGGUGCAUCUUCAGACACCUGGAAUCCUUCCUGCCACUAGUCCAACCAUUGCUGUCACUGGUGGAGUCACAUCACUGCCAGGUCACACUGUCAAUGUAUUGUCACAAACUGCAGGGAAAAGUUUGGCGAGUGGAAACAUAGCAGAACCUAAGUCUGCUCUUCAUUCUGCUCCUGAAAAUACUUGCAUGGAUAUGAAUGUUCUGAAACGACAACAACGUAUGAUAAAAAAUCGAGAAUCAGCAUGUCAGUCACGCAGGAAAAAAAAGGAAUAUAUGCUGAGCUUGGAGGCUAGGCUAAAUUCAGCCUUGUUGGAAAACGAGCAUCUUAAGAGAGAGAAUUGCUCCCUGAAGAGGCAGCUGGAUGAUCUGGCAGAGGAGAACCAGAGUCUCAAGAGCUCCCCUUCAAAGAGAAGAGCACUCUGUGUGAUGGUGCUGCUCACUUUUGUAAUACUGAAUCAUGACAAACUAAGAGUGCUUGAAUGGGGCUCCACUUCUGAUGAACUUCAUAUUAACCCUGCUCACCAGAGCAGGCAUCUUCUUGAAUUCUCUGCAGGUGUACCUCAGGGAACAGAUGACAGAAGUAAUGAUCGGUGA
Messenger RNA from Sceloporus undulatus (fence lizard), 1342 nucleotides. RefSeq names its product cyclic AMP-dependent transcription factor ATF-6 alpha-like. Gene Ontology annotation, molecular function: DNA-binding transcription factor activity, RNA polymerase II-specific; RNA polymerase II cis-regulatory region sequence-specific DNA binding. The record is from RefSeq and is a predicted model, not a curated record. The transcript has 10 exons. Bases 86 to 1342 code for a protein of 418 amino acids. Gene Ontology annotation, cellular component: nucleus. Gene Ontology annotation, biological process: regulation of transcription by RNA polymerase II; endoplasmic reticulum unfolded protein response. Lineage: Eukaryota; Metazoa; Chordata; Lepidosauria; Squamata; Phrynosomatidae.